Molecule: messenger RNA, 882 nt
Organism: Dioszegia hungarica
Lineage: Eukaryota; Fungi; Basidiomycota; Tremellomycetes; Tremellales; Bulleribasidiaceae
Product: superoxide dismutase
Exons: 4
Coding region: 1-882 (293 amino acids)
Biological process (GO): superoxide metabolic process
Molecular function (GO): metal ion binding
Source: RefSeq, a predicted model, not a curated record
AUGACCGUAGCUACCGUUGCGUUCAAGACCGAGUUUGCGGUCGACAUGACCUGUCAGAACUGCGUCAACGCCGUACAAGAGUCCCUGAGAGAUAUCCAAGGUAUCGAGCGCUACGACAUUGAUCUCGCUCAGAAACGAGUCACCAUAACCGGUAAAACCCCGCCCUCCCGCCUGCUCACCGCCCUCAAAAGCACCCAACGCCAAGUCAUAGUCCGCGGUGCCUCAUCCGCCAUCCCCUCCUCCACUCCUUUCCCCCAAUCAGCCGCCGUCUCCAUCCUCGAAUCCCCGCUCCCCCUCCCUUCAUCCAUCCGAACCCCCUUCGCCGCCCUCGCAUCCUCCUCCACCUCCCCCCAGCCCGAGAUCAUCCACAGCCGGGAAUUGCCCGGGUUGACAGAGGACGAGUUCACCCAAAAAGUAUUCGGGAUCUGUCGGUUUGUCCAGAUCGCACCCAAGACGAUCCUGAUGGACCUCACCGUCCGUCUUCCGCCCUCUUCGGCGGUGGGUCUGCACGCGGGCAGGGCGUACGAGGUGUAUAUCUCCAGAACGGGGGAUAUGGUCGAUCCGCCCCGCACGACAGGCGGGGCACUUGUAAAUCUAGGCAAGAUUGAGCCGGAUAAGGAGGGGUAUGGGGAUAUGUUUAGGGAGGUGGAGGGGGAGUUGUGGGAGUGGGUCGGGAGAGGGUGUGUGGUGCAGGCGACAGCGAUGGCGACGGCGACAGGGGCGGAGAAGGACAAGGAGGAGAAGUCGGGCGUGGGCAAAAUCUUUGCGGGGGUGGUAGCGAGAUCGGCGGGGGCGUGGGGGAAUGAAAAGACGGUGUGUGCGUGUUCGGGACGGACGAUGUGGGAGGAAGGGAGAGAGAUGCAGGCGAAGAGUGCGUUGUAG